UAGCUCAUUCGAGCUCCAUGGUUUAACCUAAGUAGCUGCCGCUGCGUUCCUUACGCCUGUCUCUUGUGGGAGCAGACCGCGGCUCAAUGGCUUACGUCAAGGCUCAGAAAACAAAGGCCUAUUUCAAGCGUUACCAAGUUAAAUUUAAGAGAAGAAGAGAGGGUAAAACAGACUACCGAGCCAGGAUUCGUUUGAUUAACCAGGAUAAGAACAAGUAUAACACACCAAAGUACCGCUUUGUGGUUCGAUUUACAAACAAGGAUAUCAUUGCUCAGAUAACAUCCGCUAGCAUUGCUGGUGAUAUUGUUCUUGCUGCAGCUUAUGCACAUGAGCUGCCACGCUAUGGUCUUGAAGUUGGUCUCACAAAUUAUGCAGCAGCUUAUUGCACUGGAUUGCUUUUGGCCCGUCGGGUCCUUAAAAUGCUCGAAAUGGAGGAGGAGUAUGAGGGCAAUGUUGAGGCAACUGGGGAGGACUUUUCAGUUGAACCUGCUGAGACUAGGAGGCCCUUCCGUGCUCUCCUUGAUGUUGGUCUUAUAAAGACUACCACUGGCAAUCGGGUAUUUGGUGCCCUCAAGGGAGCACUGGAUGGGGGUCUGGAUAUUCCUCACAGUGAUAAAAGGUUUGCUGGUUUCAACAAGGACAAGAAGGAGCUUGAUCCUGAAGUUCACCGUAGAUAUAUCUUUGGUGGCCAUGUUGCUGCUUAUAUGAAGACUCUGAUGGAAGAUGAGCCUGAGAAAUACCAGUCGCAUUUCAGUGAAUAUAUCAAGCGACGGUUAGAGCCUGAUGGUCUUGAGGAGAUGUAUAAGAAGGUCCAUGCUGCCAUUCGUGGAGACCCGACCACAAAGAAAUCAGAGAAGGAACCACCUAAGGAACAUAAAAGGUACAACUUGAAGAAGCUGACCUAUGAAGAGAGGAAGGCUAAGUUGAUUGCACGGUUGCAGGCUCUCAACUCAGCUGCUGGUGCUGAUGAAGAUGAUGAAGAAGACGACGAGUGAAAUUGCUUUGUAGAUGCGGCUCCUCACAUCUAGAACUUAAUUUAAUUUGCAGUUUCAGAUCUAUUUUCGGGAAAGUUUUGUUUGAUGGUGCUGUUCUUUAUUUUCUAGGUGACAAUUUUGGAUACUUUCGGCUUAGCCUGGUUCUUGCGCUUUGUCUUGAGUUAUGCUUAUACACAAGAUAAUUGCAUUACCACAAGACUGUGUUUUAAAUUCUUCUGUAGGUUAUCUUGGGGAUCAUGUUUGCCUUAUUUUUCGAAAUGUGUUGGAAUAUACAGAGGACAUAAUUAU
Molecule: messenger RNA, 1283 nt
Organism: Neltuma alba
Lineage: Eukaryota; Viridiplantae; Streptophyta; Magnoliopsida; Fabales; Fabaceae
Product: 60S ribosomal protein L5-like
Exons: 9
Coding region: 87-995 (302 amino acids)
Biological process (GO): translation; ribosomal large subunit assembly
Cellular component (GO): ribosome; cytosolic large ribosomal subunit
Molecular function (GO): 5S rRNA binding; structural constituent of ribosome
Source: RefSeq, a predicted model, not a curated record